UUAUUUUCCGUUGCACACAAAAAGAACGUGAAGCGUGCCGCGAAGUGUAGUUAGCCAGCCCGUUAGUUAAAGUAAUAGCCAACUAGCGCUAAAACUCUUUAAUCACCAUGAAAAGGCUCGUAUUUUUAAUUAAUUACACGCCGCAGACUUAUAAAAACAUGUUUUAAUUUUGCUGUGGUAAAAUGAAAAUAGCUGGCUUGCAUCUAAAAUGGAUCUGGCUGGCAUCCUUCAUGACCUCGACAUUGCGGAGCGACCCGCGUCCGUGAACCGCAGCGUUAUCGUUCUUCUCUCGCGUCUCCGCGCACGCUUCGCCGUCGGAGGUUCCGAGCGGCGGCGCGUCCUGGGCGGCGCGGCGCGCGUUUUCGCGGGCGGCGACGUGGCCUGGCUCUUUCCCGAGUUCAGCGCGGAUUUACACGCGGCCUAUGUUGAGCUGGUGGACUCCUUUGUGCGGCACGCCGCCUUGCCGACGUGCGACGCGGACAGCGGCGCCUCGGCCGCUGGCAGCUACGGACGCAUUCCGGCGAGAGCCACUGCGGUUACCGAAACGUUAUUGGCGUUAACCGCGCGGCUGCAGGAAGCCGUGCAGGCGGACUCGGUUGCGUCGGCCACGGCACGCUCGCUUGCGCGCACGCUCGCGCCGACGCUUUGCAUAUUCUCCGUUACACACCUACAGGACCAGCCAUGGACCGACGAGGCUUCCAGGAAAUAUGCUUGGGACCUGCUGACCUCAACCGUCAGUGCGACAAACAGUAGUUCACUGCAGGAGCUGCUGUGUGGUAAGGCUGACGGUGACCAAAAAGGGACCCUGGGCCCCAUUCUAGUCGCACUGCAGCCAGAGCUGACAAAGGAAAACUGGAAACGAAACCAGGCUGUGAAGCAUGUCUUCUCCUGGGUGUUGGUGCAGGUUGGACGCCCAUGGUUAGCCGAGUACCUGGACAAGGUCUUCCCUCCAUCUCUGCUCAUAUCCGAUGAUUACCGGACAGAGAAUAAAGUGCUCGGAGUGCACUGCCUGCAUCACAUUGUCCUUAAUGUCCCUGCAGCAGACCUCAGACAGUUUAACCGGGCUGAGGUUCUGUAUCACGCCCUCUUCAACCAUCUGUACACAUCUGAUGCUCCACUUAUACAGGUGGUUCUGCCCUGUCUUGUUGAUCUGCUCCUAGUCCUUGAGAAACCCCUUGUCCACACAGGAUUACCACGGAAACCGAACCGCUUUGAUGAUGUUCUUCGUCUCGUUUUAACACACAUGGAAAUGGAACACAAGCUAUCCCUCCGCCGUAUCUAUGCCAGCGAACUUCUUCUGUUCAUUGAAAAGAUGGGUAUAGGAAUUGCUCGCCAUCUAAAGAGGCUAGAGAGGGUGAUUGUGGGAUAUCUGGAGGUGUCCGACAGUCCUGAGGAGAAAGCCAGGCUGAGUAUACUGGAUGUCCUGGAGAGGACCAUACAGACUGCCUGGCCAAGGAUGGAGUGCAGGAUGGAUGUGCUGGCUAAGAGCUUGCUGAGGUUCCUCGUGGAUGUGUCUUCUGAUCCUCUGGUUCCUGAGCUGAGGGAGGAGCUGCUGCACAAGGCCUCUGGCUGCCUGAUUCUGUUGGACCAGUGCUCGCAGGGCAGGCUGCAGGUCCUGCUGAGGGAUGUAGACAGCAGCUGCGUCUCUGACCGUGUCCUGAAGUGCAUACAGGACCUUACAGCAUCACAUGGCGUGUAACCUGAUUGGUCAGGAUUAUCAGCAUCGCAAAGGCAUCUGAACUGAUUGGUCAGGAUGCGCAGAGCACAAGGCAAUAAAAGCAACUGAUUUGUUAGUGUUCGUGUGUGUAUUGUAGCCUUUUGUGCUGGCAGUAGUUUUCAGUGGCAAUAUCACGGUCACGGCUAACAAACAAUGUUUUACUCAGCUGGCGUCUCAUCACAGGUUCUGGCUUGUGUGACUGAAUCUGUGCUGUGCUCACUCUCACUGUACAUCCUGUACCAUGGACCUCUUCAUAAACAACAGCAGGGUGGUUUGUAGAAGCAUUCAGAUGGUAUAUGGUACAUUUCUUUUAUAUGAUUUUAACUGAUACAAAUGUUCUAUGAAUUAAUAAAGGAAAACCUUAGUUUUCA
Messenger RNA from Electrophorus electricus (electric eel), 2088 nucleotides. RefSeq names its product TELO2 interacting protein 2 (gene tti2). NCBI's taxonomy places the organism in Eukaryota, Metazoa, Chordata, Actinopteri, Gymnotiformes, Gymnotidae. The record is from RefSeq and is a predicted model, not a curated record. Gene Ontology annotation, cellular component: cytosol; nucleus; TTT Hsp90 cochaperone complex.